AUGUUCUACGCCUGUCGCGUGAAGACGGCGGAAUCGACGGAUCUCGUGACGCCGCUUCGUGCGUACGUGGCGUCGACGCUGAGCGAGGGUGAUGCGGCGGCGUGCGGGGAUGAUUUCGGGGAGGCGCAGCGCCUGCGGGACGGCGCGGCGGCGCGGGCGGAGGACGCGGGAUCGAGCUCGGGGAGUUGGGCGGACGCGCGAGAAGCGCUGCGUGAGUACUACAGGGGAUUGUGCGCGAUUGAGUCGAGGAUACCGAUAUCGAGCGCGAGCGAACACGCUCGGGUGGAGUUUUCGUGGCGCGACGCGGGUCGCGGUCCGAGAGCGUCUCCGAAAGCGGUCGCCGUCCCGAACGUGCAGUACGAGAAGUGCGCGGUGUUGUAUAACUACGCGGUGACGUUUUCGAGGGAAGGAGCGAAGUUUGGAUCCGAUGAGGGCGAUGCGGAGGGGGUGAAGCGGGCGGCGGCGGCGUUUCAAUCCGCCGCCGGGGCGUUUGCGUUUCUCGCCGACGUGAGCGAGCGUAAGCUCGGGGGGGGCGUCGCGACGCCGAGCGCCGAUCUCGGUCGCGAAUACUGUGACGUCAUGAUCAAACUUCAUCUCGCGCAGGCGCAGGAGUGCUUCUAUCUCAAGGCGAAGGCCAUGAAUAGCAGUGGGUCAGUCGUGUGUAAGCUCGCAGAGCAGGCGCGCUCGUAUUACGACGAGGCUGAGCGAGCGUCUUCGAAACUGAUCGGCUACGUGGACGACGCUUUAGUGAACUACGUCAAACUGAAGCGAGCGUAUCUCAGCGCCAUCGCAUUCAGACUGAGCGCCAAUGUCAUUCUCGCCGUCGAUGAGACGGACGUUGGCCCGGCGAUCGCUCGCCUGCGACAAGCCAAGGACGCGCUCUCCAUGGCGAUUAAACAGUCCGCGGUCGUCUCGAGUGACAGCGGUCUCGAGAGGGUUAAGCACCUCCUCAACGAAGAGAUCACACCCGAGCUCGCUAACCUGGAGGAAGAUAACGAGUGCGUGUACAUGACUCGCGUGCCAAAGGCGGAGGAUUUACCCGCGCUCACGGGGACGAGUCUCGUCAAGACGGUGGCGCCGCCCGCGGAACACUUCUCUCCGGUCGGCAUGACGCUGUUCUCCAGCAUCGUCCCUGACAGUGGUGCCAAGGCAUUGAGUCGAUACACGGAGAUGGUGGAUGAGUUGACUCGAAAUGAGACGGAUCUUCUCGCGGUGGCGAGCGACGAGGCGCGGCUCGCUCUGCGCGAGAUGGAACUUCCCGAGACGCUCGUCGCGUUGUCCACGCCCGCCCCUCUCGGAGGCGAUUUAGAGGAGCGAGUCGCCGCGUUUCGGUCAUCGGGCGGUGCCCGCGCGUUGACGGCUAGUCUGAAUCGCGUCGAUGAGCUCAGUCGCCAGUGCGCAAGCACUGUCAAGAUGAUUCGCGAAAUACUUGAGACGGAAGCCGCGGAAGAUUCCGCAGCGCGCACCGUACACGGAGAAGGAGCAUGGCGCCGAGAAUCGUCAUCUGCGAAGAACAGAGAGAUGAUGCAAGCGCUGAAACGCUUCGAAGUCGACCUAGAGAUCGCGACAAAGAGUGAUGAGCAACUGAAAUCGCGCGUGGAAGGCGCGGAUGGCGUGCUGGAACAGCUCACCGAAGAAAACAUGAAAAACAACGCACCGUUGUUGACGCAGCCGCUCGCGCUGAUCGAGGAGGAUGCUUCCGUGGCGGUGAACAUUCAGUCGACUCUCGAAGAGAUUGAAAAGAUCGGUAACGAGCGAGCCGGGAUAGAAGAUUUGAUGCGAAAGACCAAGGCUGAAGAUAACAUCCUCGCUAAGCUCAUGGCGCGCGUGGGCGAAAGCUUGGACGCUCUGUUCGAAGAGGAAAUCCGAAAGUAUGAUGAGGUAAAGGAGGCGGUGAUGAUGAAUAUUUCUAGACAGUCCGAUGCUCUCUCUCGAUUGCGUUCGCUUCAAGAGAAAUUUGUCCAGAUUUACGACAUUGAAGGCUUGCGAAGAGAAACGCAGUCGCACGAACACAACAUUCGUCACGCACUCUCCGUCGUCGAGGACUUGCGCGGAGGCAUGGAGCAAGGAAUGCGAUUUUACACGGGUUUCCUCGAGGCUGCUCGUCGUACGUUGGCGGACGUUCAAGAUUACGCUAGUGCUCGUCGAAUGGAGAAGGAAGCGCUGGGGGAGGAGCUUCGGGCGGAAAAAGCACGUGCAGAACAAAUGGCCAUGCGCAUGAGUCAGAUGAAUGUUUCGCAGCAAGCUUAUUACCACGCUUCGCCACCGCCGCAGUACGCAUAUCCGUCCCCACAAUACGGGCAGCCCAGCGCGCCGCCUCCGCCCCCACCCCCACCGCCGCAUUACAACUCCGGUCCACAGUACCGCUCUGGUUACUGA
Ostreococcus tauri is the source of this 2379-nucleotide messenger RNA. Its product is annotated as ALIX V-shaped domain. Gene Ontology annotation, molecular function: protein binding. The record is from RefSeq and is a predicted model, not a curated record. Lineage: Eukaryota; Viridiplantae; Chlorophyta; Mamiellophyceae; Mamiellales; Bathycoccaceae. Gene Ontology annotation, biological process: protein transport to vacuole involved in ubiquitin-dependent protein catabolic process via the multivesicular body sorting pathway. Gene Ontology annotation, cellular component: endosome. The transcript has 2 exons. The coding region runs from base 1 to 2379 and encodes 792 amino acids.